This is a messenger RNA of Nanorana parkeri, 1710 nucleotides long. RefSeq names its product ADP ribosylation factor like GTPase 13B (gene ARL13B). The coding region runs from base 120 to 1409 and encodes 429 amino acids. Gene Ontology annotation, biological process: non-motile cilium assembly; receptor localization to non-motile cilium. Gene Ontology annotation, cellular component: ciliary membrane; motile cilium; non-motile cilium. The transcript is spliced from 10 exons. Gene Ontology annotation, molecular function: GTP binding; GTPase activity. Lineage: Eukaryota; Metazoa; Chordata; Amphibia; Anura; Dicroglossidae. The record is from RefSeq and is a predicted model, not a curated record.
UAGGAUAAUUGUCUGAAUUAGAGGAACCUGGAAGGUGUUGCAGAGGAUUCAGGAUGUUGGAGCCUUCCUAAAAACGAAAGCGCCGUUCGUUCUAGUUAGCUGCGAUUCCCGGAUUUCCUAUGUUCAGCCUCAUGGCAAAUUGCUGUCGGGAUUUGUUCAAACGAUGGCGUCACCCAGUAAGGAAGGUGACUUUGGUCAUGGUGGGAUUAGACAAUGCUGGCAAGACCGCCACUGUGAAAGGAAUCCAGGGAGAAUCCCCGGAAGACGUGGCCCCGACAGUAGGAUUCUCCAAAGCAGACAUCAAGCAGGGAAGAUUUGACAUCACAAUAUUUGACCUGGGCGGUGGCAAGCAGAUCCGGGGUAUCUGGAAGAACUACUAUGCUGAGUCCUAUGGAGUGGUGUUUGUUAUCGAUUCCAGUGAUGUAGACAGGAUGGAGGAGACCAAGGAGACAGUCGCUGAAGUCCUGCGCCAUCCCAGGAUCUCUGGGAAACCAGUGCUGGUCUUGGCAAAUAAACAGGACCGUGAGGGAGCCAUGGCUGAGGCUGAUAUCAUCGAGUAUCUUUCACUGGAGAAACUGGUCAAUGAGCACAAGUGCCUGUGUCAGAUUGAGCCGUGUUCAGCAGCCCUCGGCUAUGGGAAGAAAAUCGAUACUCACAUUAGGAAAGGGCUGAACUGGUUACUGGGAGUCAUAGCAAAAGAUUUUGAAGCAUUACACGAGCGCAUACAGAGAGAGACCGCAGAGCAGAAAGCCCAGGAGGAGCAAGAUAAACAGAAGAUCGCUGAGAGGGUGAAAAGGCUGAGGGAGGAACGAGAAGAGAGGGAGCGGGAAGAAGCGGAGAGGGAGGGGAGAAAACCUGUGGAAGAAGACACCUCUGUUCCCAUAGUCAAUCCGUUCCAGCCCAUAACUGCUGUUAUCAAGGAGAAUGAAGACAAAAUCAAGAAAGAAAAGGAAAAAAAGAAACAAAAAAUGCAGAAUGGACAAGCUGGAGCCGAGAUUCCCCUCAAGCCAAAGGCCGACGAGGAGGAUGCAGAGUCAGACAGCGAGGGCGGUGAUAGCAGCCCGACAUCACAAGAUGAACCUUUAAUGGACCUGUAUAAAGAUGCUCUGAACCAAAAGCUGGAGCAAGAUGAGAAGAGAGAGACAGACAACGCAAAAAAGAAGUUGAAGAAACUGAAGUUAAAAAGAAAUAACAAAAUCGAGCCUCUUGCCCCACAGGAGGUAGAGACAAAGAGCCCAGCUACACCUCCCCCACAGUUACCUGUUGGCUGGGGAACCCCAAAAGUUACUAGACUUCCAAAACUUGAGCCUCUGGGAGAAACCCAUCAUAAUGAUUUUUAUGGAAAGCCACUUCCGCCACUGACGUUACGGCAAAGACCCAACAGCGACGCUCAUGAUGUCAUUUCUUGAGACGCACAGAACGCUUGCCCCCCACCCCCUCUGUGUCUUUGCACUGAUGAUGGUUAGUUGGGAACACUAAUAUAUAAACAAAAAAAAGUCAGGCAAGUAUUGUGUGCCGCGGUUGUAGGAAACACUAUCACCAGCCAUUGGGGUCAGGGUAUUAUAAGUUCACAGCUACCAGGUAUCUAAUUCAGGUUAAAGAGCAACCGCACCCCAAAGGAGCAGCUUUGGGUCAGGGCACAUUCCCCCACUGGGGCUUUAGUGCUGCUUGGGACCCAAGCAGGAAGCUCUCCUCCCACCCUUGGCCCAG